UCAUUCAAUUUUAAUUCAACUCAUUUUCAAAGAGGAGUUACUUUCUUUUAUUCUUUGUAUUAACUAUUUUAAGAGAUUUAGCUUAUGUAUUGUGAUAUUUACUUUAUAAAUCUCCUAUUAGUUAUCGUAGCUAAGGAAUUAUAAGGUAUUGAAACCAGUUACCUGAACACUAGAAAUACUCGUUAGAGAUCAUCUGUGACAGAUCGAUUUGGCGUACUUUAUAAGUUGCAGGUUAUAUACGCUUUAUAUUGUUUUCCGACUGUGUAUUAGUUAAAAAUGGACAUGGAAACCAUGGAUGUCGCGCAAGAAAGCACAUCGACGGCAUCGACGCCUGCAACGGAAAAUGGUCCCGAUAAAAACGUGACGGCAGAAGAAAUGACUUCCCGGGAUUAUUAUUUCGACUCAUACGCACAUUUUGGUAUCCACGAAGAAAUGUUAAAAGAUGAAGUCCGUACCCUCACAUACAGAAACGCUAUGUAUCAUAAUAAGCAUCUUUUCAAAGGAAAAACAGUUCUAGAUAUCGGCUGCGGGACAGGUAUCCUGUCCAUGUUUGCCGCCAAGGCUGGUGCGGCGAAGGUUAUUGCGGUAGAGUGUUCAAACAUAGUAGACUAUGCUCGCAAAAUCGUUGAGGCUAAUAGACUUCACGAUGUAAUAGAAAUUGUUAAAGGAAAGGUAGAAGAAGUUAUUCUGCCGGUAGAUAAGGUAGACAUAAUAAUAUCAGAAUGGAUGGGCUAUUGUCUGUUCUAUGAGAGUAUGUUGGAUACAGUUCUGUAUGCAAGGGACAAGUGGCUUAAGCCUGAUGGUAUGCUGUUCCCAGACAGAUGCACAUUGUUUAUUUGCGGAAUUGAAGAUCGUCAGUACAAGGAUGAGAAGAUUAACUGGUGGGAUGAUGUUUAUGGUUUUGAUAUGUCUUCAAUAAGGAAAGUUGCAAUUUCUGAACCACUUGUUGAUGUUGUUGACGCCAAGCAGGUUGUUACAAAUUCUUGCCUAUUGAAAGAAAUUGAUUUAUACACCGUCAAGAAGGAGGACCUGAACUUUGAAUCCAAGUUCCACCUUCAAGUACGUCGCAAUGAUUUUAUCCAAGCCUUGGUGACAUUCUUCAAUGUGGAGUUCACCAAGUCACACAAGCGACUGGGUUUCAGUACUGCACCCGAGGCGCCCUACACUCACUGGAAGCAAACUGUCUUCUACUUUGAUGAGUACAUGACGGUGAAAAAAGGUGAGGAAAUAACCGGAACGUUCUCAAUGCGUCAGAACGCUCGUAACAACCGUGACCUGGACUUUGAGGUGGAAAUCUCAUUCAAAGGCGAGCUGUGCCAGGUCCAGGAGAAGAAUCACUACAGGAUGCGCUGAAAAAUAUUACAGUGCAUAGACAUAACCGUAACAAUAUGACCAUUCAAUAAAGUUUAUUGUAAUUCUGCUCGGAAAUUGAUGAUUUAAGAAAUCAUUAUACCAGACUGUGUACUUGCAAAGUGUUCUAACUUAAUUCUUAAACGUUUCUGUAACAUCCCGGGAGAAAUAAUCUAGUUGAAAUAAUGACAAAACAAACUUCUGUGAAGUUUAAGAUAAUAUUUAAUGGUGUAUUAGUUUUGUAAUAAUAAAAGUUUAGAAAAUUUUGUUAAAAUGCUAUUCAAUUACACAGCUCGAUCAAUUCUUAAUUCUUCAUUGUUUUUAAUUUAAGAGCAAUUAUGUAUCGUAUUACGUGGAAGAUGCAUAUUUUUUUAAUGAAAUUUGUUUUAAAAUAACUCUUAAUAAAAUAUAGUAUCUCAUUUCUCAACGGAGAUUUUGUUAAGUGAGCAAGGGGACUAUUUUGCAACCAUAAGAAAUGGUCUUGUGCUGUUUGGAAUGUCAUAAAUUCACUAGUGAUUAUUGAUUUUAUACAAUACAUUUUUUAUAAGUAUUAUAAUUACAUUACAUUAAUAGUUUGUACGUGUUUGAAUAAACAGUUCAACUAACAUUGCUAUUAUCUUCAGUCAUCAUAAUUGUAGACAUCAUUACCAGUCACAUUUUUGAUUUUCACUUGUUCUCUAUCUUUGUACAUGCUAAGAUUUAUAUUAAGUUUACAGGCAAUUAUUUGAGGUACAAUUUGAUUUACAAUACACAAAGGGAAAAUCUCAUUUUUUAAUAUAGACAUGAAUAUACUUGCCCGAUUAAACAAAUAAUAAAACUCAUGCAAGUCCGUAUUGUAAAAAGAUCCUUGCCGUUCGAUUGAGCCAAUAUUGUGAUCCUGGUGUUAAAUUUAACUGUGAAGGUGUGUUCAAUCCCUGAGGUCAUAGACAAGUGCAUUUUAUUUCAUCGAUAUAUUUUUAAAUCGAUUUGAUUGUUAAAUCUCCAGUUCAGAAAAAAAGAUGAAUCUGACUAUAAUCUCGUCAUUAUUUUUUAAUCUAUCAAUAUACAACAUUUAAUAGUGCAGGAGCUUAAAGGCAGUAAUUUAAUUCCAAAGGUGUGCUAUUAUCUGUAGUCAGUGAUUUUAUAAUAAUGUGAUUUAUGCAUGUCACGAUUUGUGUAUGUUAUGGGUUUAUAAAUCAAUCGUCUCAUAAAGAAGUUUCUUGAGCAUGCAAUAUCAUUAUUGCCCUUGUGAUAUUGUAUACCAUUUCUAUAUGAGCUAAAAUACUAUAGACAUAAAACAUGUGAUUAGUUUUGAGUGCAAAUUUUAUGAAAGAUGAUUUAAAUCGAAACAUUUAUUAAACCAGUAUGACAAGAUCUAAUAGAUUUGAAGUUGCUUUUGUUAUUUUUAAUAAGUUACAAGAAUCCUGGUAUUGUAAGUGUCCAUCUUAUAUAUUAUCAUAUGAACCGUUAUAUAUAUGCAUCUUGAUCUAUCAUAAAACUGAAAAGUGUUUAAUGUUCUCAAAAAAAAUAUGCUCCAAAUCUUAGGAGAGUAAGUCUGUUCAGCCGUGGGGUUUUCAAAGUCUGUUACAUGACUUUUUUUAAUCAAACUGUAAUAAAGGAAACAUUCUUCGUAUGCCGAUAUGUAUGUAUGUAUGUGAAAUGUAAAAAAAUUACAAUAGCUUUUACACGUUUUAGAAUAUAAAAUAGAAUGAGUAGACUAGUGUUAUGUUGUCAUGUUGAGACGGUACGACGAAGGAUAGGUAAGGGAUGAAAUUGCAUACACAUCCCUGGGAUAAUGUUAGUCUUGUUAUAGUGAGCAACUUUCACUAAGCAUAUUAAAAAAAUGUUCAAAAAUCUAAACCAAAAAAAUAUUGUAACAAUAUUUUGCCCUAAUAACUAAGUUAUUAGCCAUCUAAACUGUUUUUAAUCUUAAUCAAGUCAUAUUGUUACGAGGACUUGUACCUCAGCCUAUAAAACUAGACUUAAAAAUCUAGAAAUAAUUAAAGGCCAAAACAUGAUUUGAAAUAAGCUUCAUUUUAUUGUACCGUAGCAAAAUGUGAUGUUUUGCACCGAUUAUGUAAGAAAAGAUAGUUUUUGUAUCUUAGUAUUAAGUAAAACUAGUUUUACGGUU
Messenger RNA from Vanessa atalanta (red admiral), 3460 nucleotides. It is a transcript of the gene Art1, whose product is annotated as protein arginine N-methyltransferase 1. Gene Ontology annotation, molecular function: protein-arginine N-methyltransferase activity. Gene Ontology annotation, cellular component: nucleus. The record is from RefSeq and is a predicted model, not a curated record. Bases 277 to 1353 code for a protein of 358 amino acids. Gene Ontology annotation, biological process: peptidyl-arginine methylation. The transcript has 8 exons. NCBI's taxonomy places the organism in Eukaryota, Metazoa, Arthropoda, Insecta, Lepidoptera, Nymphalidae.